Rotaria socialis is the source of this 867-nucleotide messenger RNA. The record is from the annotation of a GenBank genome assembly. Lineage: Eukaryota; Metazoa; Rotifera; Eurotatoria; Philodinida; Philodinidae.
AUGCAAUCAAUUAUUAAUUAUUGGUCACCAACUAAUAUUGAAAGUUUACCAAAUGAAAUUUUAUUAAAUUCAAAAUUAGAUACAGAUUUAUAUGAAUUAGUUAAAAGAAAAUUAAUUCCAUUAGCAUUAGAAUUCAGUCUCAAUGGUCGACUAUUUGCUCUGAUGAUGGUAAAAGGUAAAAUAAUAAAAAUAUUCGAUGAACAUCUUGAUGUAUACAAACAAUUACAUGAACGUUUACAAAUAAGACAACAAGAAAACGAAGAAAAAAAAUCAAAUAUGAAUAUAUUAAAUAAUGUUGAAUAUUCAAGACGGUUAACUAUUGAAAAAGAUUUAGAAAAAAAUUCUUCUAUUUAUUCAUUGAUCAAUCUUCGAUUUGAUUCAUCAAGAACUUGUCUUUUUUUAUUCAACUUUAUAUACAAUCGAAGUGAAUAUGAUAAUGAUUGCGAUGUUUAUAAUGAAAAACCAACUCGCGAAGAAAUUUUAGCAGCAACAGGAGACCAAGCUUUAUCAUCAUUGUCUCAAUCAGCAAUAAUUCAUACAACAUGUGGUGAUAUUCAUGUUCGUUUAUUUCCUGAAUAUGUUCAAAAACCUUGUGAAAAUUUUAUUCGACAUUCAAAACAAUCUUAUUAUAAUGGUUGUAUAUUUCAUUGUGUUAUUAAACAAUCUAUGAUUCAAACAGGUGGUCAAUCAAUAUGGAGAAAAAAAUUUCAAGAUGAAUUUCAUCCACAAUUAAAACACGAUCGUCUAUAUACACUCUCAAUGGUAAAUGCAGGACCCAAUACAAAUGGUUCACAAUUUUUUAUAACUGUUGUUACAUCGCCAUGGCUUGAUAAUAAACAUAGUAUUUUUGGAAGAGUUUCAAAAUGA